This is a messenger RNA of Ostrinia furnacalis (Asian corn borer), 1901 nucleotides long. RefSeq lists its product as uncharacterized. NCBI's taxonomy places the organism in Eukaryota, Metazoa, Arthropoda, Insecta, Lepidoptera, Crambidae. Gene Ontology annotation, molecular function: heme binding; guanylate cyclase activity. Gene Ontology annotation, cellular component: guanylate cyclase complex, soluble. The transcript has 9 exons. Gene Ontology annotation, biological process: response to oxygen levels; cGMP biosynthetic process. Bases 177 to 1901 code for a protein of 574 amino acids. The record is from RefSeq and is a predicted model, not a curated record.
CCUCGCAGGCUCUACGUUCGCAGGGCGCGGGACACAACUUACCACUCGGAAAAAUUAAUGACCACACUUAGAAAUUUUAUCGCGAACUCAGCCUCGCUUUAGAUAAUUUCACGGAGUUGAAAAGCGUUUGAUACCAAAAAAUAAUUUCGACUUAAAAGUCGGCGGAGACAUUAAUUAUGUACGGGUGGCUGCUCGAAAGUGUGCAGCAUUUUAUUGUGCAAGAAUGUGGCGAGGAAAUAUGGGAAACUAUUCUAAGAGAAGCUGGUGCCAGAAAUACUGUCUUCAGUGCUACUCAGCAAUAUCCAGAUGCUCUCAUGUUACGCCUGGCCAGUGCUUUGGCGCGAUUUAUCACGAAAGAUCCCAACAGCCCAACUACUUCCACUCCUGCUAGUCCAGCCCCAAGAAAACAGUCGUUGAAAUCUAAACCGUCUUGGCGAAGUGCGUCAGUACAUACCGACGGUAGAGCAGCCGGUUAUAAAUGCCCGUUCACAGCCGCUAAUGCCCUCACAGCUGUCACAAAGAAAGAAAUCGAUGCGUACAAUUCAUCAGAAGAAAUCCGAGCACAUAGAUCUACAGACAGGAUCAACGAAGGCCAAGAACUCCAAAUCGCAAGUGCACUAAACUUGCACAGACGGAGUCUUGCUAUCACAUUGGAAAACCGCUGUCUUCCUGCAGUAGAAAACAAUGAGCCAGAAACAGUAUCGGAAGAGAAACCCGGGUGUAGUAAAGUUGAGGAAAUUACACCAUUGAAGGAAGAAGAACCAGUUAGUCCUGAUGAUUCGGCAGGAACGACACCUACGUCUCCCGAUUCGGAAAACAGCAAGAGGAAUUCUAUCGUCAAACCUUCAGCUCGGAAAACCAGUUGCACGGUGGCACUAGACGUAUAUAAACGGAGAGGAUCGGGGGCUCCGGUGAGGCAGAGACUGAACAGCCUCAGCCUGAUCAGCGGGGACAGGCUUUCGAGCAUGAGGGAGAAGUUUGGCACUCCUGAAAAGGUCAUGCAUUUCUUUGGCAGAUGUUUUGUCAAGUUCUUCAGCAACUAUGGCUACGACACGAUGAUUCGCGCGACCGGCCGCUACUUCUGCACGUUCCUGCAGUCGGUGGACAACAUCCACCAGCGCAUGCGGUUUACCUUCCCGCGCAUGCGCUCGCCGAGCAUGCAACUGACGCGCGCGCACAGACAUGGCGCAGAGCUGGUGUAUAGCAGUGGCCGCUGCGGGUUCACUCACUAUCUCAUGGGUCAACUUUACGAGAUAGCUGAAGAUAUUUUCUCCCUGAGGCUGAAAGUGUCGGUGGUGAAGGAGAGCAUGGAAGGCAACUACUACGUCGCCGUGCUUCGGCUGGAGUUCGACAAUAGCGACUAUGUGCAAUCGCUGAUGCUUCGCAAGUCGCUGCCGUGCCCGCUGCCGCAGGUGCCGGCGUCGCUGCUGCUGCAGCUGUUUCCGUUCGGGGUCAUGCUGGAUCGGCGCAUGAAAGUGCUCAUGGCUGGUGACAAGCUGGUGGAGGCGUGGGGAGGUCCAUACAACCGUAUAGCGAAGUCGCCGAUAUCUGAUAUACUUCGAUUGAGGAAACCUAAGAUAUCAUUUACAUGGGAUAAGCCGGAAUACAAAUUGAGGAGUAGGCGAGACGUGUCGGGGGCGUUGCAUAUAGUCACCAACCACGCGCAGCCUAUCCACGAGGAUGUCAAGCCUGAAGGGGAAGGUGUUAAGGUCACUCCUCCAGAAGACUCAGUAUUCGAAGGCAAGUCCCUCCGUAAGUCCGCUCCCCUCAUCAACCGGUUCGAGCUAGUCCGCAGUGUGAACAGAGUGGUCACUCUCUCCGUGCUCAUCUUCACCGCUGUGAUAGAGUUCUACCCUAUGAUACGAUACCUUUGCAACCUUAUCGCCUUUGUGUUUAUGUGA